Messenger RNA from Phacochoerus africanus (Common warthog), 2670 nucleotides. It is a transcript of the gene FUT4, whose product is annotated as fucosyltransferase 4. Gene Ontology annotation, cellular component: membrane. Gene Ontology annotation, molecular function: alpha-(1->3)-fucosyltransferase activity. The record is from RefSeq and is a predicted model, not a curated record. Lineage: Eukaryota; Metazoa; Chordata; Mammalia; Artiodactyla; Suidae.
AGGGCAGGUCAGGCCGGGGGCGCGGUGGAGGGGAGGGACCGGGCGGCGCCGGGCUGGGCCUCCGGGCCCACUCCCCUCGCCCUGGAGGUGCGCGGGGCGGGGAGUGGCUGGGAGGCAAAUGGGACCCGUGGAGCUUUAGAUCCCGGGACCGCCCUCUCCCGCUCCAGGGCCGGCGGCGAGUGGCAACGACGGCCAGAGCCGCAGCGGCAGUAUGAGAGCCGGCGCCGAGGCUCCAAGCCUGCAGACGCGGGGCGGGCGGCGGCGGCCCUUUCCGCGCUGGCCAUGGGUACGCGCUGGGGCCGACGGCGCAGCCGGCGCGGAGGCCAGGGGCUGCCUCUGGCCGCCUGGGCGCUGGCAGCCGUCGGCCUGGUGUGCACCGCCCUGACCGCCUACGUCUGCUGGAAGCAGCUGCCGCCGCUGCCCCGAGCCGCCUCUGCCCCGCCGCGGCCAGUGAGCGUGCUGCUGUGGUGGGAACCCUUCGGCGGCCGGCACAUCUCUACCAGGCCGUCCCCCGACUGCCGUCUGCGCUUCAACAUCAGCGGUUGCCGCCUGCUCACCGAUCGCGCGGCCUACGGGGAAGCCCAGGCGGUGCUUUUCCACCACCGAGACCUGGUGAAGGGACCCCCAGACUGGCCCCCGCCCUGGGGCGUCCAGGUGCGCCCAGAGGAGGAACAGCAGGUGCUCGUGUUGGACGACGAGGAAGAACCGGUGGCAGCUGCGGCCGAAGCCCUGGCGGCCCGCGGUCCCAGGCCCCCGGGCCAGCGCUGGGUGUGGAUGAACUUCGAGUCACCCUCCCACUCCCCAGGGCUGCGAAGCCUAGAGAGUAACCUCUUCAACUGGACCCUCUCCUACCGGGCCGACUCGGACAUCUUCGUGCCUUAUGGCUACCUCUACCCUAGGACCCAUCCUAGCGAGAUGCCGCCAGGCCUGGUCCCGCCGCUGGCCCGGAAACAGGGGCUGGUGGCCUGGGUGGUGAGCAACUGGGACGAGAGCCAGGCCCGGGUACGCUACUAUCGCCAGCUGAGCCAGCACGUGCAGGUGGAUCUGUUCGGCAAGGGCGGGCCCGGGCAGCCGCUGCCCAAAGUCGGGCUCCUGCACACGGUGGCCCGCUACAAGUUCUACCUGGCCUUCGAGAACUCUCAGCACCUGGAUUAUAUCACCGAGAAGCUGUGGCGCAAUGCGUUCCUGGCUGGGGCGGUGCCGGUGGUGCUGGGCCCAGACCGGGCCAAUUAUGAGCGCUUCGUGCCCCGCCGUGCCUUCAUCCACGUGGACGACUUUCCAGAUGCCUCCUCCCUGGCCGCCCACCUCCUAUUCCUCGACCGAAACCCAGUCGUCUACCGCCGCUACUUCAGCUGGCGCCGGAGCUACGCCGUGCACGUCACCUCCUUCUGGGACGAGCCUUGGUGCCGGGCCUGCCAGGCUGUGCAGAGGGCCGGGGACCACCCCAAGAGCGUCCCCAACCUGGCUGGCUGGUUUGAGAGGUGAAGCCAACCUCCCUGGGUAUAACCCAGGGAGACCGAGUCGUCAGCUUUCGGGUCCUCUGCUGUGCAUCUCCUUAACUGCUGAAUCGUGGGACUAAAUUUUCUAAACAACCAUUUUUAAUCUGUUGGAACAAGUUGAUUUACCAAUGAAUAUUAUUCAGCACAGACUGGGGUGGGAAGGAUCCUGGCUGCUUAUGGUUUGCGCACAACUAACAGUUGGGCUCCCUCUGUUGUCCAAGGGCAUCCGUGGUCUGGGAUGAAGACAUGGUCCUUUCUCAUCUUGGAACCGGUGCAGAGGUGAAGAGGCAGAUUGACUACAAGAAACCAUUGUCCCUUGCCCUGAAUUUCCUCAUCUGUCACAGGUCAUAUGUGUGGCCUGUGCUGAGUCCAGAUCUCAGGCACUGCCCCACCUCUCACAUGUCACUGGGCCAAAUGCAGCAAAUUCCUGAUUUUAUAAAGAGUUUUGUUACAGGAUAGUGAGAGGAAAGUGGGGCUUUUCCCAUGUCCCUGGAUUCCUCAGGUGCACCUCCUAAGGUGAGGAGGUGAUCCAGGAAUCCAUGGACUUCCUUAGAAAGUAGUUUGUUCUCCUGCUUUAUGAAUGGACACAAGAUGCUGGAUGUCCUUGGAGAAGAGUUAGGAUGAAUCUUUGGUGUACCUCAUUUUGCAUAAAUGUAUUCCUGAAAAGCAGCUUUUGAAUCAAAUUCUCUGCUUUAGGAGAGCACAGUAUUUAACGGAACCCUAUGGAGAAUCCCUUUACAAUGUGAAAAAUCGUCUCCUUACUGAUUUCUUCUGUCUAUGUUUUUCGAUAACUUGGAUUUUUAAAAAAGCAUAUUAAAAUAACAGAUGUGAAAGUAAAGCAGAAGCACCCGUCUUCCUUCUUCCCAGAAAACCAGCCUGUGUUUACAAACAGAAGAGAAGGAAGCCACAGUGGCACUUUUCACAACAUUAUUUAUUUUGUAUCUUUACUGGAGCUGAAAUUUACACUGGAAUGUCAUUCUCCAGGGGUGCUGGCAUUACCUGUCUGCGGAACAAUGAAGGAGGUUGUACUGCUUUGUGGAAUCCUUUUGCAGGAAAAAAGUUUCCUGGUGUCUGUUAAUGGCAGUUUUUGUUUCUGUCUGCCAGUUUGUAGUUAAAUGUUUAAUCGCUAGAAAAUAGAACCUUCUAAGUGCCUGCAGUAAAACGUUUAUCU